This is a messenger RNA of Penicillium subrubescens, 1542 nucleotides long. Its product is annotated as Glutamate decarboxylase 4. Gene Ontology annotation, biological process: L-glutamate catabolic process. The coding region runs from base 1 to 1542 and encodes 513 amino acids. The transcript has 4 exons. Lineage: Eukaryota; Fungi; Ascomycota; Eurotiomycetes; Eurotiales; Aspergillaceae. Gene Ontology annotation, molecular function: pyridoxal phosphate binding; glutamate decarboxylase activity. Gene Ontology annotation, cellular component: cytosol. The record is from RefSeq and is a predicted model, not a curated record.
AUGGUUUUUCUCUCUCGUGUCGAAAAGGGCGACGAGGUCUUCGACCUAUCUACCCACAAGAUUGGUUCCAUCGAAAGUGGGUCUGAUAAUAAUGACUAUACCAAUGUUUACGGUAGCCAUUUCGCCACCGAUCAUCUUCCCUUACAUGAGAUGCCAGAGCGUGAGAUGCCGCGUGAGAUCGCUUCUCGCAUGGUCACGGAGGAACUAAGUCUCGAUGCCAACCCCAGACUCAACCUAGCUAGUUUUGUCACGACUUACAUGGAAAAAGAGAUUGAGUCAAUUAUGACCGACUCAUUUGGGAAGAAUUUCAUUGACUACGAGGGAUAUCCCCACACCGCCGAGAUUCACAACCGUUGUGUCAACAUGAUCGGGCGCUUAUUCAAUUGCCCGACUGAUGCCAAAGGCGAGAACGCCAUGGGCACGUCGACGGUUGGAUCCUCCGAAGCCAUUAUGCUGGGUACGCUCGCCAUGAAGAAGCGCUGGCAGAACAGGCGCAAGGCUGAGAACAAGGAUUUCUCCCAUCCCAACAUCAUUAUGAACAGCGCCGUCCAGGUUUGUUGGGAGAAGGCUGCCCGGUACUUCGAUGUUGAAGAGAAAUAUGUCUACUGCUCUGAAAGUCGCUACGUGAUCGACCCUAAGCAGGCGGUCGAUCUAGUGGAUGAGAACACGAUCGGCAUCUGCGCCAUCAUCGGCACCACCUACACCGGCGAGUACGAGGACGUCAAGGCUAUUAACGACCUGCUGAUCCAAAAUGGUAUUGACUGCCCUAUCCACGUUGACGCAGCCAGUGGCGGCUUUGUCGCCCCGUUCACCUGGCCUGACCUAGAAUGGGACUUCCGCCUUGAGAAGGUAGUUUCUAUUAAUGUCUCUGGCCACAAGUAUGGCCUAGUAUACCCUGGUGUUGGUUGGGUCAUCUGGCGCUCCCCUCAGUACCUUCCCCAAGAAUUGCUAUUCAACGUCAACUACCCAGGCGCCGAUCAAGCUAGUUUCACCCUUAACUUUUCUAAAGGUGCCUCUCAGGUCAUCGGCCAGUACUAUCAGUUGAUCCGGCUAGGUAAACACGGCUACCGGUCAAUUAUGAUUAAUCUCACUCGCAUUGCCGAUUAUAUGGCGGGUGAGCUGCGGAAGAUGGGUAUGAUUCUCAUCAGCCAGACUAAGGGCCGUGGCUUACCACUGGUGGCAUUUCGUCUGCCCCCAAACCCCGACCGCUUGUACGACGAGUUCUCUCUAGCACACAAAUUGCGAGAGUACGGUUGGGUCGUUCCUGCGUACACUAUGGCACCCCACAGCAAUAAAAUGCAACUAAUGCGCGCCGUCAUCCGCGAGGACUUCAGUAUGAACCUCUGCGACAGCUUGCUGCAGGAUAUCAAACUGGCCCUACUGGUUCUGGAAGGCAUGGAUCAGGCUAUGAUAACCAAUUACAAAGCGAAUAUACGGAGCCAGCGUGCCCACGCGCAGCACCAGGAGCGAACUCUUCCUUUCUACCAAAAAGAUAGACACUCGCUGCAGGGCAAGAGCGGCAAGACAUACGGGGUGUGUUGA